AUGACCGAUUUGUUUAGCCAAGAAUUUCAUGUCUGCGCUUCCCUUCGUCGGAAAUCGCAAGCUGAAAAAGUCGUCGAGAAAGAAGGCUGUUUCGGCCUCAACCUAACGCCUAUAUUCAUUGGCAUCUCAGCCACAUUAUCAGGAUAUAGGACGUACCUUGUUUCCGUUGCCGUUCGCGAUUCUACAUAUCUAAUUGAUUUUGCCAUUAAAACUGUUUCUGCAGCUGAACAAGGUGCCACAAACAAUCAAGAUUUUCUGGCAGACUACAUCAUCAAAGCCAUCAGAGGAUACGAACAUCGAACUUUUACCAAGGUCAUAGGUGCUGGACUUCCCCAUGCACUACAGUCGCUAAGCCCAACGCUGUGUUCUCGCCUCUGGCUAGAACUGGACAUUGUGCCUCUUGUUAUUCAGCAGCCACAUGAACACAAGGAAAGGAUAAGCCUCUGGCUUAGCAAACGAGUGGACGAACAAGCUGAUUCCAUGGCGCGAAAAUGCAUCAUGAAUUUUGGCCCUUCUUUAACUCCUCUCUUGCAAGUCGCUUGGAGUGGUGUCGUCGAAGUCGAUGCCGGAUUUCAAGCGCCACUCUUAACGGUCGAAAAUUACAAGACCACUUGCGGUCCUGCGUCUUGGGAGGCAGUUAUGCAUUACGCAAAGAGUCUACGAAAGCACAAGACCAAAAUAGCAUUCUUCAGCAGCACUCCUCAGGGCGGCGGCGUUGCCCUGAUGAGACAUGCGCUUGUACGGUUCUCGCGCGCAUUGGGAGUAGAUCUGCGUUGGUAUGUACCAAAACCUCAUCCGGGUGUAUUCCGCAUCACCAAAAACAUUCAUAAUACGCUUCAAGGUGUGAGCCCUGAGGGUGAGCACAUCUCUGCAGAGGAAAAGAAGGCAAUCGUCGACUGGAUUAGUGACAACGCUGAUCGUUACUGGUUCUCUGAUGGUGGCCCAUUAUGCCGACCAGAUAAGGGCGGUGCGGAUAUUGUUAUUAUCGACGACCCUCAAAUGCCAUGUCUCAUCCCGCUCAUCAAGAAGCUCACGCCAUCACGGCCGGUCUUCUACAGAUCGCAUAUCCAGAUUAGAGCAGAUUUAAUUGAUGUAGAGGGCUCUCCUCAAGCAGAUAUCUGGGAUUUUCUCUGGAAAAACAUCAAACAAGCCGACUUAUUUAUCAGUCACCCGAUUCCGUCAUUUGUGCCUCAUAAUGUGCCCAGAGAGAAGGUCGUCUAUAUGCCUGCAACAACUGAUUGGCUAGAUGGCCUGAAUAAGCCAAUGGAGAUAUGGGAUGACGGUUAUUACGGCCAUUUAUAUAACAUCAACUGUCGCUCGCAACGUAUGACAGAGUUAGAGUGGCCAAGGAGAAAAUAUAUUAUCCAAGUGUCUCGUUUCGAUCCCGCCAAAGGGUUGCCAACUGUGGUGGAUGCGUAUGCAUGUUUUCGGGAGCAGCUUGAAAAAUACAAAGCUAUCGACAUUCCUCAGCUUGUCAUCUGCGGGAAUGCUUCUGUCGACGAUCCUGACGGCACCAUUAUCUAUGAACAAGUCAUGACACAGCUAGAAACGCGAUAUCCUCACCUGCUAAGCGACGUCAGCGUAAUGCGCUUGGAUCCUUGCGAUCAACUGCUAAAUUGUCUCAUGGCCAACGCCCAUGUCGUUUUGCAGCUUUCAACCUAUGAGGGCUUCGAAAUCAAGGUCUCCGAGGCACUACACGCUGGCCGUCCCGUCAUCGCUACGAACGCCGGUGGCAUACCUCUUCAAGUGAAGGACAAGGUUAAUGGGUAUCUUGUUCAGCCGGGAGACUGGAAAACCGUUGCAGCUCAUUUGAUGGAUUUGUUUACGGAUCCAAAGCUGCACGAUCGAAUGUCAUAUGCCGCGAAGACUGGCGUUAGUGACGAGGUAGGGACGGUGGGAAACGCCAUUUCGUGGUAUUACUUAGCCACGAAGUGGUCACAAAGAGGCCCAAAGCUUGAAUUGCUUGGGAACGCCCAGUGGGUUAACGAUAUGGCUCGUAAUGAGGCUGGCCAGCCAUAUGCAGAGGGUGAAAAUCGCUUACCGCGCAACUUUGUCAGCUCUGGAAAAUAG
Molecule: messenger RNA, 2070 nt
Organism: Trichoderma asperellum CBS 433.97
Lineage: Eukaryota; Fungi; Ascomycota; Sordariomycetes; Hypocreales; Hypocreaceae
Molecular function (GO): glycosyltransferase activity
Source: RefSeq, a predicted model, not a curated record